Molecule: messenger RNA, 1602 nt
Organism: Acanthosepion pharaonis
Lineage: Eukaryota; Metazoa; Mollusca; Cephalopoda; Sepiida; Sepiidae
Source: the annotation of a GenBank genome assembly
AUGUUAUCUGUUAAAAAUUUAAUAGAUUCAUCUGGACGUGACAAGCGGUAUAACCGCAAAACUGUCAGUCAAAAGUCCUCUAUCUAUCUAUCUAUCUAUCUAGAUCACUUCAUUAUCUAUCUAUCUAUCUAUCUAUCUAUCUGUGACGUCGUCCCCCCUGUUUUCCAAUCAUGCAUGGUGCCACAUAUCUAUCUAUCAAUCUAUCUAUCUAUCUAUAUCACUUCAUUAUCUAUCUAUCUAUUUGUGGGUAGUUUCUCAUUUUGUUUCGUUCUGUUGUCCCUGAUCUCUCUCUCUCUCUCUCUCUCUCUCUCUCUCUCUCUCUCUCCUUUCUAUUUCUUACCGCCUCCUUUCUUUCCUCGAUUCUUCUAUAAGUCGUUUCCCUCUCAUUUUGUAGUUUCUCAUUUUGCUUCGUUCUGUUGUCCCUGCUCUCUCUCUCUCUCUCUCUCUCUCUCUCUCUCUCUCUCUCUCUCUCUAUCUAUCUAUCUAUCUAUUUCCUCCAUCCCACAUAUUUCUCUAUAUGAAUAUAUUUACCGGCUUUUUAUCUUCUCUAUAAUACUAACAUUCUUUCUUUAUAAUCAGUACUUUCUUUCAUUCUUUUUUCUUUUCAGUACCUCUUUCUUUUUUCUUUCUUUAUUAUGUGCACUUUCUUGUUUAACUAUCUAUUUCUCUCUCUCUUCUUUUUUUACCCAACCCUUCUUUCUUUUCUACUUCCUUUCGCACUUUCUUUCUAAUCAAGCAUUUUUAUUCUUAUUUUCUUUCUUUCUUUCUUUCUUUCUUUCUUUCUUUCAUUCUUUAUUAUCAGUACAUACUGACUUUCUUUUUUACUCAGUAUUUAGUUCUUUUUCUUUAUUAUCUACACUUUUUUCUCUCUUUCUUUCUUAUCUAGAAAGUCUCCCUUUUCUUUUUUGCUGUCUUUCUUAUCCUGUAUUUUCUUUCUUUCUUUCUUUUCUUUUCUUUAUCUUUCUUUAUUAUCAGUACUUUCUUCUCGCUUUUUUAUUUGAAAUAUUUCCCUUUCUUUCUUUCUUUCUUUCUUUCUUUCUUUCUUUCUUUCUUUCUUUCUUUCUUUCUUAUCAGUAUAUACUGUUAUUCUUUUUACCCAGUAUUUUAAUCAGUAUCUCUCUUUCUUUCUUAUCCAAAAUAUUACCGUCAUUUUCUUUCUUUUUUUUCUCGUCCAUUAUUUUGUUUUUAUUUUUAUUUAUUUAUUUUUUUCUUUCUUUUUUUCUUUCUUAUCGAGUAUUUUCUUCUUCCUUCAUUUCUUUGUUAUCCAGUAUUUUCUUCUUCCUUUCUUUCUUUCUUUCUUUCUUAAUUUCUCUCUUAUCAGUAUAUAUUGUCAUUCUUUUUACCCACGUUUCCUUUUCUUUCUUUCUUUCUUCCUUUCUUUCUUUAUUUAUUUAUUUAUUUAUUAUCGAGUUUUCAUUCUUUCUUUCUUAUCUAGUAUUUUCUUCUGCUUUUCUUUCUCUGAUUCUUUCUUCCUUCCUUUUUUCUUUCUUAUCUAGUAUUCUGUCUUUCUUUCUUUAUUUAUUUAUUUCUUUCUUCAUGUCACUUGUUCUGUCUUUUUUCUUUUUUUCUUCACUCUUUUUAUUCAUUUACGAUAUCUUCUAA